GUGUUGCAGAUGUACCUGCCGUUCUGUGGCAUCGCCAUCUCAAACGCCCAGCUCUUCGCUGCCUCCAGGAAAGAGUACGACAGGAGCAGGGCUCUUCUAGAGGUUGUGAACGAUUUGUUCGAAGAGCAGACCGAUUUGGAGAAGAUCGUGAGGAAGAUCAUGCAUCGAGCUCAGACCCUGCUGAAGUGUGAACGCUGCUCCGUCCAGCUUCUGGAGGACAUCGAAUCUCCAGUGGUGAAGUUUACCAAGUCCUUUGAGCUUCUGUCACCCAAGUGCAGCGCCGACAUGGAGAACAGGUGUGACUAA
Sinocyclocheilus rhinocerous is the source of this 306-nucleotide messenger RNA. RefSeq names its product dual 3',5'-cyclic-AMP and -GMP phosphodiesterase 11A-like. The annotation marks the transcript as partial. NCBI's taxonomy places the organism in Eukaryota, Metazoa, Chordata, Actinopteri, Cypriniformes, Cyprinidae. The transcript has 3 exons. The record is from RefSeq and is a predicted model, not a curated record.